This is a messenger RNA of Drosophila bipectinata, 1726 nucleotides long. The record is from RefSeq and is a predicted model, not a curated record. Lineage: Eukaryota; Metazoa; Arthropoda; Insecta; Diptera; Drosophilidae.
UCAGUUUGAAACUAGUAUAAGUGUAGACAACACGUCCCAUUCGUAAUAUUAAGUAAUAUUAAGUUUGAUACCAUUUUUUCCUCAUUUGGUGAUUUUUAAAAAACUAUUUUGCAAAUUUAAAAUUUCUAUAAGUAGUUCUAUAAGACUAUAAGUAGUGCGAAAUUCAAUAAAAAUGUUUAAACGUUGUCGUAAUCAGAUAAAAGCCAUUAAAUCGGCCGCUCAAGUUAUAGCAAGUCGCGGUGAGGUCAAAUAUACCAACCCCCGCCUACCCAUGUCCUGGAAAGUUCAAGGCGUUACUACUCCGGCCCCGCCGUCCGAUCCCCGCAUGCCCAUGUCCUUGAAAGUUCAAGGCGUUACUACUCCGGCCCCGCCGUCCAAUUGGAAGACAGAGGAAUUCAUUCUGGUGGCCCGGCCUCGACGACAAGACCAGAACCGCCUGUGGCUGCGAGCUCGUGAGCCUUGGACCUCUGUAAGCGAGCAUUAUAAGCGCCACAUUGCCGCUCGGGUGAUGCGGGAAAUGGAAAUAGAAAGAGAGCUUGAGGAAGAAUUGGCAGAGUUCUUCCCUGGGAUUUUUACGGGAGGCAGUGCGUGUGGCGGCGGCAGUGGCAACGGAGGCGGCAACAGAGGCGGAAACGGAGGCAACGGAGGCGACGGAGGCUUUCCGCCCUUCAUCUCGCCCAUGGAAUUGCAGCGCGAACAGAAGCAGCGCAAGAAGGAGAAGCUGCUAGAGAUGCUCCGGCAAAAGUUCGAGCAGCAGCAGACCCUGGGACUGCUGGCCUUUGGGACGCCGACUGGGGGCAAGAUCCGCCUGAGGAAAAAGUCCGAGCAGCAACAGACCGUGGGACGGCUGGCCUUUGGGUGCCCGAUGGGUGCCAACAUCCGCCUGAGGAUACCAUUGCCUCUACCAUCACCGGUGAAAUUGUCUUCAUCGUUAAGAGCUUCAGUGAUAGUGUCGGAGCUGAAGAAAGUAAUCAAGUACCGGGGCAUACCCCACAAGCCACUAGGGGUGGAACACAUGGAGCGGGUGAAGGAAGCAGCGAAGAAGGCCCAACAACCGGAGCAUAGCUUACAGAAACAUGAACCCCAGGAAAAAGACUUGGCCGGUCAAAAGAUAAAACGGAUCGCCGGGACACUGCACGCCUUGGCCCGCUUCUACAAGUUCUAACACCGAGAUACAUAUAUAGGAGGUGGAGGAUGACAGUCCCCUCUCCAGAAACCCCAAUCCCAGCUCUUACCAUAAGAAUUCGAACUCCGUAGGAUAUUAGCAAGAAUCCCCCGCUUGGACUUCGAAUCCUGCCCAACCAAAUGCGCCAAGAAAAAAAAAACUUAACUUAGCCAGGACAUACUUAACCCCAGAUUGCCGCAAAAUUCAAAAACUUGGGGAUUCCUACAGAGACUCCCCGCCAAUCUUUUAAAUCAAAUUUUCGGAAACUCGUUCCUUAAACUCUUUACCCACAAACCUCAAAAUCGGAAACAAGGCGAGUAGUUGAUCCUCGAAUGCAAGAAUACUUACUCCAUAUGUAUGUAGUAUUCCAUCAAGUGCAGAGAGUGUUUUUAAGUGGAUUUAUUACUAUAGUCCCAUAUAGUCCCGAGUCCAAUUACCUAGAAAUCCGUCGCGAUGGGAGAUGACUGUAUAACAAUGUGGAUGUUGCUGUGAGAUCAUUGUACUUGAUUGUUUCGUGAUUUUAGAGAAGAUGACAAAUAAACUACCUUAUUUUUUAAUAUA